AUGAGCUCUAACCUCAUAGAAGGGUCAAUCCCACCAAACAUAAACAGGUGCUCGAAGCUAUGGGUCCUUGGCUUGAUGGAUAACAAGAUAUCGGGUCAAAUACCAGCAGGACUUUAUCACCUCUCAAAGCUUCAAAUUCUGGACUUGAGUCAUAACAGUCUUUCUGGUUCAAUUCCACCCUCUAUUGGAAACCUUUCAUCACUUACAACUCUAAACUUAGACACCAAUUCUCUAUCCGGAUUGGUACCCAUCAACUUGGGUAAUCUUCGACACUUGAGAUUGUUCGAACUCAGCCUCAACAAUCUCACAGGCACCGUCCCCUCAUCCCUAUACAAUCUUUCUUCCCUUGAUCAUUUUGCUUUGGCUGCAAACCACUUGUGGGGUGAAAUUCCAAGUGAUAUUGACAUUAAGCUUCCAAAUCUUCUAUUCUUCAAUUUUUGCCUCAACAAAUUCACUGGUCAAGUUCCAAAAUCAUUACAUAAUCUCACCAAAAUCGAAACUCUUCGCAUAUCUCACAACUUUCUUCAUGGACCAUUGCCACAAGGAAUAGAAAAGCUUCAUCACAUUGAAAUGUAUAACUUGGGGUUCAACCGUAUUGGAAUCAUUCCAGAAUCCAUCGGUAAUCUAUCAAAUACUCUCACGAAAAUAUACAUUGGAGGUAACAGGAUUUAUGGUAGCAUGCCCUCGUCAAUCCUCUUUCUUAGAAACUUGAAUUUGCUAAAUUUGAGUCAUAAUUUUAUCUCUGGUGAAAUUCCAACAGAAAUUGACCAGAUGAAGGAACUACUGGUGCUAAGUUUGGCUGGAAAUAGGAUCUCUGGCAAAAUUCCAGAUUCUCCAGGGAAUCUAAGCAAAUUAAAUAAGCUUGAAUUGUUUGGAAAUGAGUUAGUAGGAAGAAUACCAACCUCUUUUGGUGACUAUCAAAACCUGAAUUUAAUGGAUUUAGCCUACAACAGGCUAAAUGAUAGCAUACCCCAAGAAAUUUUCAAUCUCUCCAAUUUGAACUCUCUACUCAACUUAUCCAAAAAUUUUCUAAGUGGACCUCUUCCCCAAGAAGUUGGCUUGUUGGAAAAAUUAGCCAUAAUUGAUAUCUCUGAUAACCAACUGUCAGGAAGCAUACCAGAUUCUAUAGGGAAUUGUAAGAGCUUAGAAAAUCUUUUACUAUCCAGGAAUUUUCUCUCGGGUCAUAUUCCCAAUACUCUUAGAGAAAUACGGAGACUAAACACUCUAGGCUUCUCAUCCAACCAACUUUCUGGUCUCAUUCCCUCUGAUCUUCAACAAUUACAAGUCCUUCAGUUUUUGAAUCUCUCUUACAAUGACCAUGAAGGAGAGGUUCCCACAGAUGGGGUCUUCAGUAAUCGCUCUAGUGUUCAUCUUGAAGGCAACCCAAAGCUUUGUUUUCCUUCUGCAUGUAAAAAGGGUCAAAAUCAUGGGAAAGGUUCAUCUGUGGCUCAGAUUAUGAUCCCCAUUGCUGGUUCAAUUGCAUUUUGUUUACUAGGCAUACUAUUUUCAGUUUUCUUCUACAAAAGAAGAAGAAGCAAGGCAUCAACAUCAGAGUCGCAAGUUAUUCCGAUUAAGGGACAGCAUCAAAUGGUUUCUUAUGAUGAGUUGCGCGUGGCAACUGAGCACUUUGAUCCAGAAAAUCUGAUUGGAAGUGGAAGCUUUGGGUCCGUCUACAAAGGGAUCCUCAAACAAGGAAUUGUUGUUGGAAUUAAGGUCAUUGACCAUGGGACUCAUGGAGCACUGAAGAGCUUUUAUGCAGAGUGCGAGGCUCUGGUUUAUGAAUACAUAGAGAAUGGGAACUUGGGUGAUUGGAUUCAUGGAAGAAGGCAUGAAAGUGGAGAAGGGUUGAAUGUUAUGGAGAGGUUGAAUGUCGCCAUUGAUAUUGCAUGUGCCAUGGACUACUUGCACCAUGACUGCCAGCCUCCAGUGGUGCACUGCGACCUAAAGCCAAGAAAUGUACUCUUGGAAAAUGGCAUGAAUGCUAAGGUAGGGGACUUUGGGCUAGAAAGAUUGAUGCUUGAGAAAGCAAAUGAAGGAAAAUCUACUACUGCCACAUACGGUCUCAAGGGCUCUUUAGGAUAUAUACCUCCAGGCUGCGCCAUUGAUUCACCUCAGUUGCGCAUUAGCAUGAGAGAUGCCCUCCACGCACUGAAGGAUAUAAGAGAUACUCUCACAAGAUACGCUUUAAGCACAUCUGAUGAAAUUUUCCAGGCAUCUAGGAGUACAACAGUUACUCCUACAGCAGAUAGUCCUGCAGAAUCCAUUUAA
Nelumbo nucifera (sacred lotus) is the source of this 2268-nucleotide messenger RNA. NCBI's taxonomy places the organism in Eukaryota, Viridiplantae, Streptophyta, Magnoliopsida, Proteales, Nelumbonaceae. The record is from RefSeq and is a predicted model, not a curated record.